Lates calcarifer (barramundi perch) is the source of this 2159-nucleotide messenger RNA. RefSeq names its product proton channel OTOP2. Gene Ontology annotation, molecular function: proton channel activity. The transcript is spliced from 7 exons. Gene Ontology annotation, biological process: proton transmembrane transport. The coding region runs from base 35 to 1831 and encodes 598 amino acids. The record is from RefSeq and is a predicted model, not a curated record. Gene Ontology annotation, cellular component: membrane. NCBI's taxonomy places the organism in Eukaryota, Metazoa, Chordata, Actinopteri, Centropomidae.
UCAGGUAGGCUUACAGAUCUUAGGGAGAAGAGUCAUGUGUUUGAACACUGGCCACCCCUGCAAGUGUUUGACCGAUGGCAAUCCCUGUGAACCAUGCAGGAUGACGGCCAAAGACAGGGAAACAGAGGAGGUCCACCUGUCCAACAAUGUCAACGCGGGGAGUCAAGUGGGGAGCACACGUGGACCCGACCUGAACAUCUCUUCUUAUGGAGCUGCGAGGGAGAGGGGCCGAAACUGGGGGUGGAUGCUGUCUGGGAUCAUCUGUGUGAACGUUUUGAUACUGGGCUGCGCCUUGGCCACUGGCAGCGCUCGUGACGACGUCAACAUCAAAAACACUGACCUGCAGAUUUAUCUCAUUAUCCUCCUCCUCCUCACUUCUAUCUGGAUGAUUUACUAUGUGAUCUACACAGCCACAACAGAAACUGCUAUUGUUUACCAGGAUGCCCAUGCUGGACCAAUAUGGCUCAGGGGAGGACUUGUGCUGUUUGGACUGCUCAGUAUUAUCAUGGACAUUUUCAAGAUAGCCAGCUAUGUAGGCUACCUCCACUGUGAUUCUGGUGUUAAGGUUGCAUUCCCUGUGGUGCAAUUUGUAUUCAUUCUUGUGCAGACAUACUUCUUGUGGGUCCAUGCCAAGGAUUGUGUGCAGCUACAAAGGAACUUUACACGCUGUGGGCUCAUGCUCACCCUCUCCACAAAUCUGGUCGUGUGGAUGACAGCGGUCAUGGAGGAGUCCCUUCACCAAACAACAGUUCCUGAGGAUCCCAGCUACAACACCACCAAACUCCAUGGACGAAGCUUGUAUAUCAAUAGAGCAGGUUAUGGCGACAGUAAGUGCAAGUGCAGCCACAGCUCAUGCAGCAUCUUCAAGGAGGCCUACUACUACUUGUACCCCUUCAAUAUAGAGUACAGUCUCUUUGCUUCUGCCAUGGCCUACGUCAUGUGGAAAAAUGUGAGCCGAGUAGCAGAUGAACAUGGCCACCACAACAUCAAAUUCCGCCUGCAGGAUAUAUUUCUUGCUCCUGUAACGGGAAUUCUCUUAGUGGUGGCAGGUCUGGCAACCUUCAUCUCAUACGAGAUGGAAAUUAAAAAGGACGAUAAUAAUGAUUACAAGAGAGACAAAGCUCUCAUGAUGCACUUUGUCAUGAAUAUAGUCAUAGUGACCACAAUGUCCGUUUCCUCUGUGAUUGGUUGCGCGAUCUACAAGGUGGACCACAGGGAGCACGUGUCCGAGAAAAACCCCACGCGCAGCCUGGAUGUGGGGCUGCUGGUGGGAGCCUCACUGGGACAAUUCAUCAUCAGCUAUUUCACCAUUAUAGCCAUGAUUGGAACCGGAGUCAAAGGCUACCUAAAUAGUCUCAACCUGGCCUGGGCUAUCUUGAUGGUGAUCCAGAUGGGUCUGCAGAACUUUUUCAUAAUCGAAGGUCUGCAUCGGGAGCCCUUCCAUGAGGUGCACCCGGUCACUGUGGUUGCAAAUCCGUACGUGCUGCAGCCAAGCAAAGAGCUGAGCAACCUUGAAGCACCAGACAUGGACACAAAGCCCAGCCCAGCACCCACAGAGCACAGCUUACAUGCCCACACACCUGAGCAUAGACCCAAACUGUCAUGGAAGAGGCGGGUGUUGAAGGAGGUCUGUGCGUUUCUGCUGAUGGGCAACAUCAUACUGUGGAUCAUGCCGGCAUUUGGUGCUCGUCCCCAGUUUGAUCUUGACACUGAGAGUAAAUUCUACAACUUCAACAUGUGGGCUGCUAUUGUCAAUGUUGGACUUCCUUUUGGCAUCUUUUACCGCAUGCAUUCAGUUGCCAGUCUGUUUGAGGUUUUUCUGACCUCAUAAGGCUGCAGGAAGAGAAAAGGCAUCAAGCCAACUGUUUUGACAUUAUAAAACUGUUUGUAUAAAUUGUUCUCUGUUUUGACGAUGCUUCUCUAUAACAAAGUUGUUAUUACUUUUUGUUUAUAAGGUAGAUAAUGACUGACAUCGCAUUAUAUCGCUCGUUACGUAAUAACCUGUACAUUUGACAAUGUAAAUGUAUUCACAAUGUUAUUUUCAAAAGGUAAAAAAAAAAAAAAAAUCACUGUGAAGCUGAAUCUUGCACAAAUGCUUUUGACUAGGUAUGCACAUUUAAUAGGGGUAUAAAAUAAGCAAUAAAAUAAGCUGAAUGAAA